This is a messenger RNA of Nicotiana tabacum (common tobacco), 1009 nucleotides long. The record is from RefSeq and is a predicted model, not a curated record. Lineage: Eukaryota; Viridiplantae; Streptophyta; Magnoliopsida; Solanales; Solanaceae.
GUGAGCAUAUCAUGGUUCAACAAUGUUAAAGCUUCAGAAUCCACAAGCCUUUAGCAGCUGCCAAUCAUUUCUGGAUACUAGCGUGCUGCAUGAAGCCAUUGCUUGCAAGACUAAAUAUGUCCAUCAUUUGAUUAGCAGUCGUAGUUCUGCUUGCCUUGUGAUUUCUCCUAAAGGAAUCAGCAGUAGUUCUUUCUCUUGGAAUUGGCUGAGUCCACUAAAAACUUAUAAACUCUCUCAGCAUGCCGCUUCAUAUAGAUUGCUGUGCCGGUCACAAGAUGCCACUUCGCCUGAAAAUGAGUAUCGCUCCUCCCGAAAUAUAGCUAUCAGCCUGUUCAGGCGAUACAAGAAUUUUAUUGAGCGUGGAGGAGGUGACAACCUAAAAGAGUUCAUCAGUGCUGGUGUAAAUGCAUAUGCUUUGGGAUCUACUGAUGAAGGUUUGAGGAAAGAACUGAUUGCUCUGAAGGAAUCUGGUGCUGAAAUUGAAGCCAUGGAAACAUAUGGAGGAAGUACCACCCUGAAGUCCAAGAUUUCAUCUGAGGAGGUUGAUGAGUGUAUUAUGUGGUUGAGCAUUAUAUUCAUCACCAUUCUAUGUACACCUCAACCAACUAUCGUUCGAUGGUCAUCCACACCCCCAGUUUCUGAUGAAAUGAUAGUCCAUUGGAAAGGCUUCUGUGCAAUCAUAGCAAAUGCAUACUUUGUCAGAGGAAUGGCAUGGCUUCCAGUGAAGACUCUCCAACUAGAGCAAAUGGCAGUUGUGGGUCAUGCUGAAGAGCCAUCAGUUGUUGCUAGUCGGAUGAGACUAGUUUUUACCACUCUAGAGGUUGUGAGUCCACAAUGGCCUAGAGGAUAAAGCAGUAGAUCCAGAAUUCAGACUUCACCAAUUUGAAACAUAGUUCAGCAAGAUAUAUAUGUACAUUUCUUUCCUUUGUCCAUGCACUGUUAACAUGAAUAUUCUGUUAUAUUAAUGUUUAUUUGACAUGCAAAUAAUUCAUAGGCUGCUCACUGUCAA